Molecule: messenger RNA, 597 nt
Organism: Corylus avellana
Lineage: Eukaryota; Viridiplantae; Streptophyta; Magnoliopsida; Fagales; Betulaceae
Source: RefSeq, a predicted model, not a curated record
AUGGGCGGAUCUAACAUUCCCUGUGUUACGAAGUUACGUCAUGUUGGGAUUAAGGUCAGACGGACAUAUUGGGCAAAGAACAUCUUGGACGUGAGUUUCAGGGCCAGGGGCAAUUUGAUUCACAUGCCCAAACUAAUUCUGGACCACGAAAUGUGCAUAUUGUUAAUGAACUGCGUCGCAUUGGAGGAGCAAUGCCACAAGAUCACUCCCAAGCCCUUCUUGUCUUACGCCGUUUUAUUGGACUGCCUUGUCAACACCGCCAAGGAUAUCGAUUACCUUUGUAACCAUCGGCCUGGGAUCAAGGAACAUAUUUUUGAGACCGACGCCGAGGCUGCGGACUUCAUCAACAACUUGGGUAAGGGGUUGACUUCAUAUAAUAAGUCGGACUUAUCCCGUGCAGUAAACAAUGUUUAUCGGGAAAGGUUAGUUUAUCGGGAAACAUCGAAUUGGUUCCGAUGGCAGUGGAAGAGCUUCAAGCAGGAGUUUUUUGGUAAGUCAUGGUUGUUAAUUUCGGCAUUUGUUGGGCUUGCGCUGUUAGUGCUUACAUAUUUGCAGACCCACUUCACCAUUUAUGCGUAUGUGCAUGCAAAAUGUUAA